AUGAAAGCCUUAAUUCUUGUUGGUGGUUACGGCACCCGCCUUCGCCCUCUGACCCUUAGUAUACCCAAGCCACUUGUUGAGUUUGGCAACAAACCUAUGCUGUUUCAUCAGCUUGAAGCUCUUGUAGAUGCUGGCGUGACACACAUUGUGCUAGCUGUUAGCUACAGGGCUGAACAGAUGGAGAAGGAGAUGGAAAGUUUACAAAAACAGCUUGGGGUUAAAAUCUCAAUUUCUCUGGAAAAUGAACCAUUAGGAACUGCUGGUCCUCUAGCACUUGCUAGGGAUAUCCUUUGCCAAGACGAUGCUCCAUUCUUUGUCCUGAACAGCGACAUCAUCUGUGAUUUCCCAUUUAAAAACAUGGUUUUGUUUCAUAAAAAUCAUGGCAAGGAAGGAACAAUAGUUGUUACAAAAGUGGAUGAGCCAUCCAAAUAUGGUGUGGUGGUGUAUGGUGCUGAGACUGGCCAGAUACAUCAGUUUGUAGAGAAGCCUCAGGAGUAUGUGUCCAACAAAAUCAAUGCAGGCAUGUACAUCUUCAGCCCGUCUGUGCUGCAGAGGAUAAAGCUGCAGCCAACUUCGAUAGAAAAAGAAGUGUUCCCAUGUAUGGCUGAGGAUGGGCAGCUCUUUGCCAUGGAGUUACAAGGUUUUUGGAUGGAUGUAGGGCAGCCUAAGGACUUUUUGACUGGAAUGUGUAUGUAUCUGACAUCGCUCAAACAGAAACAGCCUGAGAAACUUCACCAAGGUCCAGACAUUGUGGGAAAUGUCCUAAUUGACCCAAGUGCAAAGAUUGGCAAUAAUUGCAGAAUUGGUCCCAAUGUUACAAUUGGUCCAAAUGUUGUUAUAGAGGAUGGAGUUUGUAUAAAAAGAUGUACAGUCCUCAGUGAAGCUCAUAUCAAGUCUCAUUCUUGGCUGGAAUCUUGCAUCAUAGGAUGGAGAUGUGUGGUAGGAAACUGGGUGCGGAUGGAGAACGUUUCUGUUUUAGGCGAGGAUGUGAUUGUUAAAGAUGAACUUUAUAUCAACGGAGGCAGAAUUCUGCCACACAAAUCUAUAGGAGAAUCAGUGCCAGAUCCUCAAAUUAUCAUGUAG
Messenger RNA from Candidula unifasciata, 1083 nucleotides. The record is from the annotation of a GenBank genome assembly. Lineage: Eukaryota; Metazoa; Mollusca; Gastropoda; Stylommatophora; Geomitridae.